CGCCAUGGAGCCCUGCGCCCCCGACGCCCUGCCGAGCAGGCAGAUGCCCAGCAGCCCAGCCCAGCAGGAGGACCAUUCCUGGGCCCGCGCCCUCCGCCGCCGCCUGGCUACCCAGAUCCAGGAGGCUGGGCAUGCGGAGCCCAAGGAUGUGGACGCGCUUGUGGCGGAGCUGACCGCCGUCUUCCGCACGGUCCUGGAGAGAAGCAGUCGCCGGGCCUGGCUGCGCAUGAUGGAGGCGCUGCGGCUGAUCGCCCCCUUCCAGCAGCUGCUGUCAAGGCGGGCAGAGCUGGCCCCCUACUUGGAGGGCCUCUAUUUCCAGUUCCGCAGCAGCCAGGCCGUGGUUUCUGACCUAGAUAUUCUGGGGUCCAUCUGGCGGGCCUUCCCCACGGACUGUGCUGUGUUGUGGGCUGACCCACGAGAAUUUUGCCCCCGAGAGCCUAAGGAAAUAGCCAAGCAGCUGCCCUCCAGCAGAGAGCCAGUCUUUCUGGGCCAAUCCUGCCCUUUUGCGAUGGAAUGGGUAGCGGCUGGGGCCUCUGGCAUGCUGCAGCCAGAUCCCGUGUCCCUCCAGGAGCUGCAGAGAUGCGUGGGGCAAGUCGGCAGGGAGGUGGCUCAAGAGGAGACCCCCCGACCCGGCAGCCUUGGCCUCAUGCCUCUAACUCUAGCUGCAGAUGUGCCAACAGAAUUCCCCUGUGCUAUUCCAAGCCGGGCUGCAGGGCCCUCCCUAGAGCCACGCAAAGAAAGCCCAGGACCGCCUGCAGUGCCCAAGAAGAGAGCUGGGGCAGCAGGAGACAGAGGAGGAGAAAUGGUGACGAGUCUUGAGGCAGCUGCGCUCUUUGCAAGGAAGCGCCAUUUGGGGAAAAUAAGUUUCAUUUACUUCAACGUUGCCCAGAACCGGCACUUCAGGCCUUAUGACCUGGUGGCUGUUCCCAAGCGUCUGGUCAACCCUCAGCACUACAUUUUCUCCCCUUUUGGGGUGCUGCAUGUGCACCCUGAAGAAGGGUCGGAGGCCUUUUCCCUGGGCGAAUUGCACCGCCAGGCCGUGCUGUGGCAGCUGUUGCAGUACAUCCCCUUCUUCCGGCUUUUCUUGGUCCGCAAAGCCUUUGUCCGUUGGUUCGUCAAUGUCAAGCACUUGCAUUACCUGAAGUGCCGGGAGAAGCUGAGCUUGCAGCUCCUCCACUCGGUGCCCCACUUUGGACUUGCUCUUCUUCACAUCUCCAGGCUGCUGCUGCAACUGCACUCCAUCCACUGGCUGCCCAGAAGCAGAGUCAAGUGCUACACCUUCUCCGAUCUCAAGCGCGCCCUGGCCCAGGAGAACAGAAAUGCCCAAGGAUUGCUCAGCAAAUUCCUCCAGCUCUGCUCCUCUGUCUUGCAGUGGGUCCGGGACGACACAUACAGGAUGGUCCGUGGGCUACAGCAGCAGGUGCAGAGCUACAAGCUGUACAUCACCAAGGCUUCCCUGUACAAGCAGCGCAUCGACUUUGAGAAGCUGCAGCACCGCCUGCAGAUCGCCGAACACUGGCUGCAGAGGCUGGGCUUCCUGGCCCUGCUGGUGAACCUCCUCCUCUGCCAGAACCUGGUCUCUGCGAUGCAAGAGGAAGUCAGAGCAUUUAUCUAUGACACCAUGAAGGCCGAUGGCAUCAAGCGGAAAGCGGUCCUCCAGGUGCACCUGGUGUUUGGCGCCGAGAGGCAGCUCGUCCUCUUCCCCUCCCACAAGGAGCUGGAGGACUGCCUGCUGGGGGCUGUCAAUACGGUCCUGGAGUCCGUCCUGCAGACGACCCGGGUCAAAAGUGAGGGGUCAGCGCCUCCGGAGAACCCUCAGAGCACCACAGCUGAAGCUGAGCACCAUGCAGCCAAGCCGAGUGCUGCAGAUGUGAGCAGUGGGAGCGCCAUUCCUCAGCAGGGCUCCCUGGAGCCCCUCAUUCAGCCCAAGCGGCUGUCGACAGCAGAGCUCUGCGGUGAGAAGCCCCAGCUGGUAUAUCAGAUGGACGUGAAGGUAUAUGGUGGCCUGGAGGUCAUUGGCCACCGGUUGAAGGGCAUGUACCCCUUGCUGUCACGGGAGCAACUGGAGAAGGACCUGAGGUCAGACCGCAUCAUCCAGGAGGCUACGGAGCAGCUGCGUGCCCUGCUCACGAUGGCCCUGACCGAGACGGAACUGCUGUGCCGACAGUACACCUGGCUGUGCGAGAUCUACAACUUUGUGCACAGCUGGAGCCCUAGCCAGCUGGAAAGCAUGAAGAGCUGGCCGGCCGAGGAGUAUGUGAACCGCAUCCUCAAGCUGCGCACGUGGGUGGCUGAGGUCCAGAAGGUGCCCCGUGUGGUCAUCACACACAACCUCCUUCUCUUAGUGGACUGCAGCGGCAUUCAUCAGGACCUCCUGCCUCUGCUGGCCUCCAUCAAUGAGGACAUCCUGUCCUUGCUGCUGAGCGAGACUGCGCAGCGGAGCGAGAAGCUAAUUGCUGAGCUGUCUGGCGUCCUGCAACUCUACAUGAAUGUUGGCACCGACAUCUUCACCAUUGCCAAGUGCUCCCAGAAGCUGGAGCAGUACCAGGGGCAGAUGGCAGAGCUGCAGGAAUAUGUGGACUACGUGCGAGCCCUCAAUGAGGUCAUCCAGCAAUGCUUCCGCCCUCUUACGCCCAGCGAAGAGAGCCUGGAGAACUCGCUCCUAGACACCUGGGAUGCCUUUGCGUACCAGCAGCGGGAGGUCUCGGACUUCAUUUUCUCACGGCGCCUUAGCAUCAUCGCUGAGCUCAGUAGCUCCCUCCGGAAAGCGACCCUGGAGCUGCAGGAGCUGCUGACUGUCGUGACAAUGGGGCGUUUCCAGGACCCCUCCCAGAACCCCCGGGCCAUGGAAGAGGAGCUGCGCACUCUCUGCCAGUCCUUCCAGGCCACGGUGUUGCGCAUCACUGAUCUCUGCCGUUCCCAGCGGAUCCUGACAGGGGAUUGCAUGGACGUCACAUUCAUCACUGGGAAGCAGGGGGUCAUCGAGAUCCACACUCGCAUCUGGCAGCUUUUCCGCAUCAUCACUGAGCAGAUCACUGAGUGGAAGUGUCUGGCAUUUGUCAAGUUCAACACCGGUUUGGCCAUGGAGAAGACCGAAGAGUGGCAAAAGGAGGUGAUCAGCCUGGAGCACUGCCUGCCCAGCCCAAACCAGGUGCUGCAAGCCUGCCUGCGUGCCAUUGCCAACUUGCAGAAGUACCUCCCUAUCCUCCUGAAACUGGGCAGCCACUUUCUCAAGCUCAGCUGCUGGAAGGAGAUAUUUGCUGGGAUGGGCGUCAAGUGCCCCCUCAACAUGCAGUUCACACUGGGGCAGCUCCUUUCCUACCCGCUCCUGGAGCACAGUGACUCCAUCUUCAGGGUCUAUGCUUUGGAGAAGAGCCGCCAUUACGCCAGGGACACCCUUUUCCGCCUGGAGAGGUCCUGGGCCGAGAAGCAGUUCCGCCUCGUCAAUUUCAUCCUCAACGUUCCCCACAAGGAGCCGCAGCCUGAGCGCUUUCGCCGGCCGGCUGCUGCACGGCACCGCCAACCCAAGCUGGAAUACAUCUCUAAGGACAGUGGCACUUACGUUUUGUCAGAUACUGCAGAGCUGAAGGCAACGGUGGAGCACAGCCUCUUGACUCUCCAGAACAUCAUCCUCUCCCCGUUCUCCUCCGACAUCCUGCUGGAGGCUGAGAGCUGGGCGUCCAUCCUGCGUUCCUUUGAAUCCCUGCUCGAGGCCUGGGUCAAUUUCCAGCAGAAAUGGGUCUUCUUGAACAUUGUUCUCUACGAAAUGGACAUCAGUCUCCCCAGCUCUGAGCUGGAGUCGCGGUUCCAGCGGGUGGACAGCCACUUCCGAGAGUUCAUACAGGUGACCUGCAAUGACCCGCUGGUGCUGUCCAGUGUGAGGCCCCCCUGUGGCUCCUGCCGCGAGAGCCGCUUUGUCGGGGGUGCCUUGCAAGAAGCCUUUGUGGACGGCUCCAGAGACCUGCAGGUCAUCAUCCGGGCCCUGGACUACGUGCUGGAGGGCACGCGCAUGGGCUUUCCCCGCCUCUUCUUCCUCAGCAAUGAGGAGCUGAUCAGCCUGCUGGCCACAGCCUCUGAGCCAGCAGAGGCCUCAGUCUGGGCCCAGCGUUGUUUCCCCGGAGUGCGCCAGCUGGCGCUCAUCGUGCCCUCCGCUACCCACAAGCGUGGCGCCUUGUCAGCCGAGCUGCCGGUGGUGCAGGUGACGGGCCUGGUUGGGGACCAGGAGGAGGAGCUGGAGCUGUGCAGCAUAGUUUGCCUCAGCCGGAAGGCCACCCAGUGGCUCUGCGCCCUGGAGCAGCGCAUGAAAGAGACCGUCUUUCAGCAGAUGCAGCAGUGUGUGGCCCAGCGCCUGGCACUGCGGCCCCAGCUGGAUGUGGCCUUCCAGCAUCGCCCUGGCCCCACCGAGCUGCCCCUCCACAUGGUGGUGGAGGGCUGGGCCACGCUGUGUCGCACCUUCCCCAACCAAUGUGUGGUGCUAGCCGAGGAGGCCGUGUGGCGCGCCACCCUGGAGGAGGCCCUCUCAAAUCACUGCUGCCAGCCAGAGCUGGAGCUCAAGCUAAACCUGAAGCUGGAAGCCCUGGCCCACUACGUCCGCAACUUCCGCAACCUGCGCCCCUGCCGGCCCGGCAGUGAGCAGCUGGGUCUGCUGCUGGAAGUGCUGAUCACCCUGACGGUGCAGCAGCGCGACACCCUUGCGCGGCUGCUCAAGUGCCAGGUGAGCUCCCCGCAAGCCUUUGAGUGGGCCCGGCUCCUCAAGUACCACGUGGCCCUGAGUCCCGAGUGCGCCCAGAGGGCGGGGCUCCCUGCUGGCAGCCCCUGGGUGGGCAGCCCCCCUGGCUGCUGGGCAGAGGCCCUUGACCGCCGCUUCCGCUAUGACUAUGAGUACCUGGGGCCCUGCCUGCACCUCCUGGGGAGCCCCUCGCUGGACAAGACCUUCCUGGGGCUGCUCUUGGCGCUGGACGACUUCCGCUGUGGAGGCCUGCUGGGCCACCCGGACGUGGGCAAGUCCCACACGGUGCGGGGCCUGGCCGAGGCUCUGGGUCGCCAGCUGGUCACCCUGCACUGCACCCUGCAGAUGUCGGUGGGCUGCCUCUCACGCUACCUUUGCGGGGCGGUGCAUGCUGGCGCACUGCUGCUGCUGGAAGCGGCGGAGCGGUUGGAGGCAGCGGUGCUCUCGGCCUUCAGCCAGCGUUUGGUUGACCUGCAGCGGAUGUGCCAGAGCCUGCAAGGGGGCCGUGGAGCCACAGCAGGGGUGUCCUCGGGUGGGGGCUCCCCCCAUUCCAGCCAGAGCUCCCAGAGCUCCGAGAGCUCUGAGGGUGAGUUGCAGCCUGCCAUCCCAGUGCUGGAGCUGGGCACCGAUGAGGCCGAGCCCUACCAGCCCCGUGUCCUGGGCAACAUCCUCUUUGGGGGGCGGCUGCUGCGGGUGCGGGAGACCUAUGGCUGCGUCAUCACCCUGGAGCGCCUCCCAGAGGCCCUGUGCCUGGCCAUGCGCCCCCUGGCCAUGCUGCCCCCUGACCUCACCCAGCUGGCAGAGGUCACCCUGCUGGCCGCUGGCUUCCGGGAGGCUACCCGUCUCGCAGAGAAGCUGAACCACUUUCUGCGCCUGGAGGGGGAGCUGAACCCGAAACCCCACCUGGGCUCUUGCAGCCUCGUCCGGGAGGUGGUCAGGGUGGCGGUCAGCAUCCUGUUCAGCCGUCCAGCCGGGCAGGGCUCCCUGACGCUCAAGUCCCGGCCCUCAGGCAGGGCCGCAUUCUUCCAGGGCCUGGAGGAGCAGCCGGCCAUGGUCAAAGCGCUGUGCCUCUCCUCGCUGCUCAGCGGCCCGGAGUGCCCACGACUCCAGAACACGCAGGACUUGCUGCGCGAGGUCUUUCCGGGAGCCCCCCUGCAGGCUUUUGAGUCGCGGGUGCCCUACCGCCUCCAGAGUGCCUUGGUGGCCCAGCUGCACGAAGACAAGCUGCAGCCCGAGCAGGAGCUCCUGAGCAUAGCCGGUCAGCUCUUCCAGGCCCUGCUGGGGGCCCCAGGCGUCCUUCUGCUGGGGCCUGCGGGGGGCGGCAAGACCACCAUGUGGCGCACCCUGGCCAAGGCACUGAGCCGCCUGGCAGCCAGCGAUGCUGCACCAGGGGCCCACAUGGCUGAGGUCAGCCCCAGCAGCCUCUUCCAGCCGACCAGCACCGUCUGCCUGUGGCCGAACUGCCUGAGUGUAGCUGAGUUUGUGGGGAGCCUGGAGGGCAGCAUAUGGCAGGAUGGGGUCCUCUCCCGGGUUCUGCAGAGAGCGGCCACCUCCACCCUGGCACACAGGACUGGUGAGGGGAGCUCCCAGGAGUGGCUGGUGCUGGAUGGGGCAGCCUGUGCAGAGUGGCUGGAGCCCAUCUCCUCCCUCUUCAGUGCCAGACCUUCCCUCAGUCUGCCAAAUGGGCAGAAGCUGCAGAUCCCCAAGAAUGUCAAGUUCCUCUUUGAAAUGCCCAGCACCUCCAACGUGCCCCCCUCCGUCUGCACCCACUACUCCCUGCUGUACUGCGGGGGGGCCAGCCUGUGGCGGGGGCUGCUGGCCUCGGGCCUGGCCCCUGUGUACCGCAUGUACAGCCUGACCCAGGAGAGCCUGGCCAUGCUGCGCAGCCUGGCCGAGGAGCUCUUCCCCGCGACGCUGGCCUUCCUGCGGGAGCACUGCUGCUCGGUGCUGCUCCCCCACACCCACCCCCAGGACCCCGUGGCCCAGGGCGUCCAGGAGACAACCACCUUCCUGAGGCUCCUCCUUGCCCUGCUGGAGCAACACCUGCGCCGGGACCGGGUCAAGCACCUGCCUCCUCCUCCUCCUCCUGCUGCCACUCAGGAGUCGACAGAUGCCAAGGGCAUCGUCUUGGACAGCCGCACUGCCUCCUUGUCCCGUAGUCUGGACGACACCGUCCCUGCCCACCACCACUUGCUGGCCCAGAGCAUCUUUGUUUUUGCCUACAUCUGGGGCUUCGGAGGCCACCUACACCCCAGGCACUGGCCUCUCUUUGAGCACUUUGCCCGCCAGGCCCUGCACAGGAGCCAGUUCUCCAUCAAGCUCCCCACUGGGCCUUCCGCCUUCGACCUCUGCCCCCUGGCAGCGGAUGGCACCCUGGAAUCCUUUAACGGGUCCUAUCUAUCCAACCGUGUCAAGGUCCUCCCAGUCACCUUCUCUGUCCUGCAGCCCCAGCAUGAGCGGGCGCUCUUUGUGGUGGACCUGCUCCUGAGCAGCGAGCGUCCAGUCCUGCUGGUUGGGGAGCCGGGCUGCGGGAAGUCCUCCUUUGCAGAGAUGCUGGUGCAACCGAACCACAGCUACCACCGGGUCUGCCUCACCCCUGCACUUAGACCAGCCCACCUGCGCCACCUGCUGCACAAGCGCUUCCUCAGCCUGGCGCGAGACAAGGGCAAGCCCGGGCGCGGGGCAGCUGCCAAGGGACGCUGCCUCUUCCUGGUGGAGGACCUGCACUUGGCCUUUGUGGAUUCAGCCCGGGGCUCGAGCCCUGUGGUGGAGUCCCUGCGCCAGGCUCUGAGCUACCAGCAGUUCUACCACGGAGAGACCCUGGAGGUGCAGCACUGCCCGGCCACCGGCUUCAACUGCUUUGGCACACUCUCCGUGCCCAUGACAGGUGCCCUGCCCCUCUGCCCUCGCUUUGGCAGGCUCUUCAGCACUGUGGUGUUGCCGCUCAUGACCAGAUCCUCCCUGCUGGGCCUGUAUGUGGAGCCUGUUCUGUGCUGGCUGGAGAAGUUCCCCCUGCUGACCCGGCAAAAUGACUUGGCCUUGGCACUGGUCAGGGCCACCAUCAAUGCCUAUGAGACGGCCAAGAGCUUGUUCCCGCCCUCUCCCGCCUGCUGCCUCUUCCACUUCUCGCUGCACGACAUCCAGAAGGUGUUCAAGGGGCUGUUCCUGCUGCGGCCUCGCCCAGGCAUCCACCUCAGCAGUCCCCUGGAGGAACAGAACUUCAAGCAGGCGUCCAGCCGGCGCACCUCUGGGGUGACCAAGAUGACCAUGGGGGCGGGCUAUACUGCCCUCCUCAGCACCCGACUGGUCGUCCGCCUCUGGAUACACGAGUGUCUGUGCGUCUUCUGUGACCCACUGCAGAGGGAGCAGCAGCGGGAGCUCUGCGAGCAGAUGCUGAUGGACGUCGCCAUAACCGUCUUCUGUGCCAAGCACAAUGUCAUUCGGGUGGCGCAGAGGACCUGGUCCUCCAGCCCCCCCAGGGACCAGGACCACCACCCGCCCAGCAGAGCUGGCAUUGCCUUCAACUUGCCCAGCAGGAGCUUCAGCAACAGCCUUGAUGCAGAAUGGGCAGCGGAGGAGGAGCCAGAAGAAGAGAAGCCCCUCUUCCCUUGGAGUGGUGAGGUGGGCUGCCCUGACCCCUGGGACCCAGUGGAGCAGGCAGCAGCGCUGGCCUUGGACCGCCCAGACCCUGGAGAAGGCCUGGCUGUUUUGGAGCUAGAGAGCGAGACCACAGAGGCGGAAACCGCAGAGGAAGCUGCAAGGAAGCAGACCCCUACCUCCCAGGGCCGGUCCCCACGUGACCGGCGCCGGGCAUCCCCCAGCCGGCUUCACCUCCACAAGGCCAGGCGCCAUGGCUCUCCCAAGAAGGAGAGCACCGGCCCCCUGCUGCCCUCCCACCUCCUGCUGCAGCCAGGUGAGGAGCUCCGGGACGUCGUCUUCAGCAAGGACCUGGGCCCCGACUCCUACAGCCCCAACACCCACAACCCUUACCAAGAGAAGCUCUGGAAGACCCUGGAGAAGCAGCUGAAGCCCUUGCUGCCCCCAAACUUCCUGCUGUGCUUGGAGGCGCUGAAGCACAUAGUGCGCCUGAGCCGGCUCUUCUGCGGCCCUGACCGGCAUGGGGCCAUUGUCUCCUUUGCCCGCUGCACAGGGCGGAGGACCCUCGUGGCUCUGGCGGCUCGUGCCACCGCCUCGCUGCUCAUGGAGAUACCUGCCAAAGAGGAUGAGGCAGGGGCCCUGGCCUUGCUGCGAUUGGCCAGUUGGCAAGCAGGCAUCAUGGGCAAGCGAGUGCUGCUGCUGGUGCACGCCGGCAUAAGCCUGGCCAACUUGCACCUGCUACUGGCCCUGAUGGCCGAGGGCACGUGCCCUGGCCUCUACAGCCCAGAAGACACCAUGGCUGUCAUCCAGGCCCUGCUGCAGGAGAACCAGAACAUCAAGCGGAGCAUGCGAGAGGAGCUCAUUCUGCAAAGAUUCUUCCAGUUUGUGCGUGCCAACCUGCAUGUGGUGCUGCUGCUGGGGGGUGCUGGCUCCUUGGCACUGCCGCCCAUCACAGCCACAGCCCUGGCCCAAGUGCUCAGCAGCCUGGAGGUCUAUCAGCCAUGGAGCCAUGAGUCCUUGGUGGCAGUGGCCUCCAAGCACCUCAUGUACCACCAGAAGACUUCAACCAAGCUCACUCGAGGGCUGACGUCGGUACAUGAGCUCAAGGACUUGAUGCAUAGCACGGCCAAGGCUGCCUCCCAGAUCCAUUGCUGUACCAUGGCAUACAUGACUUCCCUGGCUGCCCACCUCCCCCUCAUCAGCCCCAAGACUUUCCUGGACUUCCUUGACACCUUCCUACUGCUGUUGAGCAGUCUGCAGGAGAAGAAUACCAAGCAGCUGGAUCGGAUGAAGAUGGCCCUGCACAAGAUGGGAGAAGUGAGCAAGAAGCAGCAGGAGCACACACGGGACGUGCGCUUCCUGCAGCAGAAGCUGGUGAAGAUCAAGGAGCAAGUGAUCUGCAGUCAGCGGGAGGUGGAGCGGGAGCAGGAGGUGCUGAAGCAGCAGGAGAAGGAGUGUGAGCUGUAUGAAGCGCGUAUCGAUGCUCUUACCAAGGAGCGGGAUGCUCUGGAGAAGGGGAGGGAGCUGGCCAUGAGGAAGGUGAACAAGGACUACAAGGAGGCCCUGGCCAUGCUGCGGGUGCAGGACAUUGAGGAGCUGCGCAGCUAUCGCCAGCCGCCAGAGACUGUGGUCAUGGUGACGGACAUCCUCUGCCUGAUAUUUGAGCAGGAGCCGGGCUGGGAGAAUGCAAAGCUGCUCCUCAACAGGGACAACUUCUAUGAGGAUCUUGUCUUCUACCCCAAGGACAGCCUCACCACAGAGCUCUUUGAGGCCCUGGGCCGGGCUGUGACUCACGAGCGCAUCUCUGAGAACAGCAUAUCCAGCGCCAGCCAGGCUGCUGCCGCCCUCUUCCAGUGGAUCUCGGCCACCUACUGGUACCACUGGGCCCUGCUCGACUGGCAGCCGACCAUCGCACGGCUAAAGUACUGCGACGCCCAGAUCAACGCAGAGAAGGUGGAGCUGGGUGACCGGCGCGUGCACUCGGAAUACCUGAGAGAUGCCACCCAGCUGCGCAUCAAGGAGCUGAAGCAGAAGCAGGAGCGCCAGGAGAAGCUGAUGCACCAGCUCACCCACUCCCUGCAGGCCAAAGAGGAGGCCACCACCGUCGAGAGCUCCGUGGCCGAGCACAUGGCCAGCUGGACAACUGUCACAAGGAACCUGGAAUCCCAGCGCACUACUGUCUAUGGCGAUGCCCUCCUCUCCGCAGCCAGCCUCUCCUACCUGGGCCCAUUCCCUCCGCAGCGGCGGGAGGAGCUGCUGGAGAAGUGGCAGGCGGUGUGUGCCGGGGCCUGGGGCCCCCUCGGGCCGGACGACGUGAGGCGGCUCCUGCAGAAGGAGCUGCCCUGCCCUGGCCCAGCCUCCCACAGCGAUCUGCUGCUGGCUGUGCAACAGCCCCUGCAUCUGGCGUCCCUGCUCAGCUCUCCUCCAGAGCAGCGGCUCUGGGAUCGAGUCCACAAGCCCAAGGUCCCCAGCAGCCGCCUGGUCGGCAUGAUCCUGCUCUCCAGCACCCACACGCAGGCUCACCGCUGGCCUCUGCUGGUGGACCCCGACAAGCAGGCCUCUCUCUGGCUGCUGACAUCCAGAGCUAUGGAAGAGGCGGAUUCUCAGGUCUAUGCCAUCUCUGACCUGGUGCCAGACAUGGUGGAGCAGGGCAGCUCCAUAGAGAUCGCGGAAGACAACCUGGAGGUCCUGUCGCUCACAGACCCAGACCUGGAGCAGAACCUCUGCAAAGCAGCCAGCCUUGGCACCCCUGUGCUGCUGACGGACUUUGAAAAGAACGUCCCCUGGUGCCCAGUCCUUGAGGAGCUGAUGCAGAAGGAAUCGUUUGGCGGUGCCCUCCACUCAAAGUCAAUGGAGGACCUGGCGCAGGUGCCCCCCUGCUUCUGCCUCUACCUGUGCACUGAGCUGCCUCUGGAGGCUUUGGCUGCAGAGGUGGACCACGAGCUGCUCAAGAGCCUGAACGUGAUUGACCUCAGCCUCAGCCAGGAGGCGCUGGAGGAGCUGCUGCUGGUGGAGGUCCUGCGGACCGAGCGGAAGGAGAUCCUGAAGAACCAGCAGGCCUUGCAGUUUGGGAUCCUGCAGCUGGAGGGGAAGCUGGAGGCCACGGAGGAGGAGCUGGUGGCCCUGAUUGCCCAGCCGCAGCGCUCUCUGCUGGAGGAGGAGAACUUCAUGCCGAUGGUGCGGCUGCUGCAGACGCAGAUCCAGGCCCUGCACGCCACCCACCAGCACAUGGUCUCCCAGCACCAGGACCAGGCGGCCCUGUGCAACAAGUACCGGAUGGUGCCCCGCCUGGGCGUGGCCCUGCACCUGGCCCUGCAGCAGGUCUGCCGCCUCCACCCCUCCUACAGCUUCCCCAGCAGCGCCUGCAUGGCCCGCGUGCGCCAGGCGCUGCUCUCCACCAAGCGCCAGGAGACCACCAAGCAGGAGUCGCUGGAGUCGCGCCUCCUGGAGCUCAGCAAGGCCAUGCUCCGCCACUGCCUCACCGAGGCGGUGCCCUGCCUGCGGGAGAUGGACCGCCUCCUCUACCUCUUCCUGGGGGCCGUGGCCACGCUGAAGGUCUCUGGGGAGAUCACCCCGCUGGAGUGGCUGGCCUUCUGCCAGGGCCUGCAGGAGCCGGCGGCCAAGGAGCUCCUGCAGCCGCCGGCCGGGGGGCCUUGCCCCAGCUGGGUGAGCGCGGAGGCCUGGGAGGAGUGCGGCUUGCUGGAGAACGUUCCUGGGUUCCAGGGGCUGCAGGCCUCCCUGGCUGGGCAGGCCGCCCAGUGGCAGGAGUACUUCCGCCUGCGCUCCACCAUGGUGGGGCUGGCCCUGUGUCCCAGCCACGCCCACCUCAGGCCUUUCCAGCGCGCCAUCCUGUGGCGCAUCUUGUGUCCCUCUGCCAUGAGCAGCGUGGUCUCGGCCCUCACCACCUGCUCGCUGGGCUGGUCUCUCACCGAGGAAAUGGCCAUCACCUACCCGUACUCCUACAGCCGGGCCAACAAGCCCAUCAUCUUCCACACGCCCUCGGCCAGCUCUCCAGGCUGCUUCAUGCACCCGCUCCUCUGGAUCCAGCAGAUGGCCACCCAGCGGGGACGAGGGGGAAGUGUGGCAGUCAUCUCCUUUGGCACCCCAGAUGCCUGCAAGCGGGUUUGGCGGACGCUGCCCAUCUGCAGCAAGAGAGGCAAGUGGCUGGUCCUGACCAACUGCCACCUCCAGGAGCACUGGGACCCCGACUUGCUGCAGCUGCUGGACCAGUUGGUGAAAUCCUCAGGCAAGGUCCCAGGGGGAGGCCUUGAGAUCCACACCAAGUUCCGCCUGUGGCUCAUCACUGCAGCCGACGCCCCUCGUUCCAUGCCAGAACUCCUGAAGCGCAGUUCCACCUCCCUCUUCUGCGAUAUGCCACUGGAGCUGAAGGGCAUCCUGGCACGCAGCCACUACUGGCUGCAGGGGCGAACCCAGAACCUCGACACAGAGCAGCGGCUGCCCCUCCUCGCCCUCUACGGGGUCCUGCUCUACAGGCAGACCUAUGCCCAGUGGACCCAGGCAGAGACAUACCUGUGGAGCCACGGGGAAGUGUUGGCCGGGCUCAGAACACAGGAGAGGCUGAGCUGCCUAACAGACGGAGCCCAGGAAGCCCUGCAGGAGCUGGCCGGUAUGGAAACAGGGCUGAGUGAGGGAUUCAAGGGGACAGCCUGCAAGAGCCAAGGCCUUGAAGGCCCCCUCCGAAACACGGCUGGCUCUUCUGCCUCUGCAGGGACCAUGCUCUAUGGGGGCCACAUCCUGGACAGCGGUGAUGCCCAAGUGGUGCAGAGCCUGUGCCAGGCCUGCUUGGCUCCUGCCUCCCCCCUGCAGCCAGCCUCCAGACUCCAGCAGCUCGUGGCCACAGUCGUCGGCUGCCCCAACCCAGGGAACACGGAUGAGGAGGCGGCCGCCGCCACCCAGGCCGGCAUCGAGCAGCUGCCCAGCCCCAUGGAGCCUGCCGGGAUCGGCCUGUGCAGCGCGCUGCAGCAGCGGAUGCUGGCGGAGCGGAGCCAGGCCUUGCUGGUGGCCUUGCAGGCCUCCCAGGGCCUGUGGCAGCCCCGCCGGGCCCCCUGCCGCCCGCACACAGGUGCCCUGGAGCAGCUGCUGCGGGACGGGAUCCGGCUGGUGCAGGAGCUGCAGGAGCAGCUGAGCGAGUGCGGCUGGGAGGUGGGCUGGAAGGGGUGCCCCCCGCAAGGGCAGGCCCGCCCCCGGCCGCGCCCCCUGCAGCGCUUCCUGCUGGAGGAGGCGGGCAUCCUCCUGGCCCUGCUGAAGCAGGUGGGCCGCGACCUCUGCUGCGCCCAGGAGCGCCUGCAGGGGGAGCCCUGCUCCUCCCGCCGCUGCAGCACCAUCCUCUACCACCUGAAGCAGGGCCGCCUGCCCAGCCCCUGGCUGCCCUACGCCCUCACUGGCCCCCAGGCCCCCCCGGCCUGGCUGCAGGCGCUCAAGCAGCGGACCCAGCUCCUGUGCAGCUACCUGGGCUCCAUCAGCGGGCCCCUCGUGGCCCACUACCAGCUGGCCGCCUUCCACCAGCCCCGCCGCCUCCUCCUGGCCGUGCUGCAAGAGAGGGCUCGCGUCGAGAGGCAGGAGCUCCACCGCUACCAGCUGCACCAGCAGGUCCUUCCCAGUGGGCCACCCCCCACCAGCGCCCCCGAGAAAGGCAUCUAUCUGAGCGGGCUGGAGCUGCGCCAUGCCUUCUGGAAGGCCCACACUGGGCUGCUGCAGGAGAGCCGCACGGCUGAGCCCUGCCCGCUGCCCACCAUCUGGAUCCAGGCCGCCCGCCUGACCUGGGACAUGGCCUCCGCUGGCACCACCCCCAAGCUCCCAGCCAACAAGUUCCUGUGCCCCGUCUACCUGGGGGUCCCCGAGGUCCCUGUGGCGCUGGGCAGCCAGCACGUCAUCCUGCACCUGAGCCUGCCUUCCAAGAUGGCCCCUGAGCUGUGCCUCCAGCAGCGUGUCCACGCCGUCAGCCUCCUGCGCUGGGAGGGGGACAGCAGCACGGGGCAAAGGCAGCGCCCUGCCCCCUCACCCAGAGCCCCCUCCCCAGCACAGCCCCCGCCCCCCUCCCAGGCUUAACCCACAUGACACAGAG
Messenger RNA from Podarcis raffonei (Aeolian wall lizard), 14411 nucleotides. It is a transcript of the gene DNHD1, whose product is annotated as dynein heavy chain domain 1. Gene Ontology annotation, biological process: microtubule-based movement. The transcript is spliced from 42 exons. Gene Ontology annotation, cellular component: dynein complex. Lineage: Eukaryota; Metazoa; Chordata; Lepidosauria; Squamata; Lacertidae. The coding region runs from base 5 to 14395 and encodes 4796 amino acids. The record is from RefSeq and is a predicted model, not a curated record. Gene Ontology annotation, molecular function: minus-end-directed microtubule motor activity; dynein light intermediate chain binding; ATP binding.